Molecule: messenger RNA, 1517 nt
Organism: Centropristis striata (black sea bass)
Lineage: Eukaryota; Metazoa; Chordata; Actinopteri; Perciformes; Serranidae
Gene: kin
Product: Kin17 DNA and RNA binding protein
Exons: 12
Coding region: 275-1438 (387 amino acids)
Biological process (GO): DNA replication; DNA damage response
Cellular component (GO): nucleus
Molecular function (GO): double-stranded DNA binding
Source: RefSeq, a predicted model, not a curated record
AUCUAUUAUUGUUUACUGUUGAAAAACCUUUUUAUAUUAUUUUUUUAUUGGCCGUAAACUAGCGUAAGCGACAUUCCUCACCUGGAUGUUCUAAAGUACAGCAGCACAGCGAGUUCCUGAACGCAACUGCAGUUAACGCGUGUUUUCACCAACCAACGCGGGAUUGUGACGUUCACCACGCGGAAACUGUUUAUGUAGCAGCUUGUUUUCGGGUUUAGCAGCGAUUAAGAGCUGAUUUUUCUCCUUUAAAACGUUUUAAUAAGUAAAUAUCGGGAUGGGGAAAGCGGAUUUUCUCUCCCCUAAGGCGAUAGCCAAUCGGAUAAAAUCUAAAGGUCUCCAGAAGUUGAGGUGGUAUUGUCAGAUGUGUCAGAAACAAUGUCGAGAUGAGAAUGGCUUUAAGUGUCACUGCAUGUCGGAGUCCCACCAGAGGCAGCUGCUGCUCGCCUCAGAGGACCCCAACAAGUUCAUGGACUAUUUCUCCGAUGAGUUCAAAAGUGACUUUGUGGAGCUGCUCAGAAGACGUUUUGGGACGAAGCGAGUGCACAACAACAUCGUCUACAAUGAAUACAUCAGCGACAGAGAGCACGUCCACAUGAACUCCACACAGUGGGAGACGCUCACCGACUUCACCAAGUGGCUGGGCAGAGAGGGUUUGUGUAAAGUGGACGAGACCCCUAAAGGCUGGUACGUCCAGUACAUCGACCGCGACCCGGAGACCAUCCGGCGCCAAGAGGAGCAGGCGAGGAAGAAGAAGCAGGAGCUGGACGACGAGGAGAGGAGCGCCAAGUUCAUCGAGGAGCAGGUCCGCAGGGGCCGCGACGGCAAGGAGGUCGACGAAACUCCAGUUUACACAGAGCUGAAACGAGAGAGCGAAGAGGAAAAAGUCGCUUUCAACCUGGGAGCCUCUUCGUCUGUCGCCGGUCCGUCCAAAUCCAGCUCUGCUCUGAGUGCCGGCGCUCUCAAAGCCGCGGCGUCGUCGACCAAGAGGAAAGACACGAGUUCAGACACGAGAGGAGAGAAGAAGAAGAAAUCAGCUCUGGAGGAGAUCAUAGAGAUGGAGGAGAAGAAGAAGAAGCAGUCGGUCAGAACGGAUCACUGGCUGCAGCCGAACAUCGUGGUCAAAGUCGUCACCAAGAGACUCGGAGAGAGAUACCACAAGAAGAAGGCCGUCAUCACGGAGGUGCGAGACAAAUACGGAGCCGUGGUGAAGCUGAUCGACUCGGGAGACAAACUGAAACUGGACCAGAAUCACCUGGAGACGGUGAUCCCUGCACCAGGUAAACGUGUCCUGAUCCUGAACGGAGCGUACAGAGACACGGAGGCUCUGCUGGAGGGGAUCGACGAGAAGAACUUCAGCGCCACGCUCACACUCGACUCCGGUCAGCAGAAGGGGAAGAGAGUGGACGUGGCCUACGAGGAUUUCUCUAAACUGGCCUGAACCAUCCGCCUCCCCGUCUUCUUCCUCAGGGACUCUACUGUGUCAGAGAUAUUUCCCCAGUGUUCCCCUGUACAUAAAC